AGCGCCUCGCUCUAUCAACCUCCACCAACAUCUGCGGCCCGCAGUUACUCAGCCCCUCGCCUACUUCACCUCCCUUUUUCAUCUCAACUAGCGCCCUCCAGGAGCACUCGACAGUAAACUAUCCACUACACACUUAUUCCAAACACCCCUCAAACCCAUCUUGUGCAUCACUGAAGGGCCUUUCCUCCCUCUCAUCAAAUGGCAGGACCCGGUGGUGGCCCUUCGAGGCGCAGUCACACCAAGUCCCGAAAAGGAUGCAAGACGUGCAAAAAGAGGCAUAUUCGCUGCGAUGAAACCUUCCCUCAAUGCCGGAAUUGCACGAAGCACCAGGUCCGCUGCGACUACAUGGACAGCCCGACAGCAAUGAUCCCUGAGUCUCCAAAGUCUCCCCAGCAACCCAACCUUCUCUGGACGCCCGAGAUUGAUGCCACUAUUGAGCUCUGGCGGCAGACUGGAGAGUUCCCGUUUCCCGAACUGAGGGUGUAUCCGCAACCGCAAUGGCGCAUUUUCCCCAAGACCGACCUGCGUCUCGUCCACCAUCUUGCCUCGAUCUCGAAUGAGAUGUUCAGAAAUCGGACGUCCAAACUUACUCUCUGGACUGACAUGAUGCCAAAAUUUCUGAGCCUCGCCGCAUCGCAUCCUUUCGUGAUGCACUCUAUUCUCGCAUUUUCCGCAUCGCAUCUGGCGUGGAUCAGUCAGUCGAGCGAAACGCGAAAUCUCGCGUUUCACCACGCCGGCAUUGCGCUGAAGGGCUUGCAUGAAGGCAUCGCAAACUUCACAAAAGUCAAUUCGGAUGCGGUGCUCGCGUCUUCUCUUCUUCUCGCAUGGCAAGCCACUGACUGGCGAGGUUGGGCCUCGUUGGUUACCGGCACCAAGACUGUCAUCCAGGCAAUGCAACCGUGGCGGCAUGAGUCCAUGUUCGCUGACUACAUUGCCGAACACAGCCCAAUGCCCAACAAGAACUUCAUGAACCCGAUCAGCUCGCCAAUCUCCCAAGAAGCGCGAAGGGAGCACCUCAAUAUCCUGUCAGAUAUUCAAAGCUCCUUACAACGACUACAGCCAUAUCUCAGCCUCAACAGACACGAGCAGGAAGGAAAAUGGGUCGACCAGCUACGCGGUUACAUCGAACGAUUAAGAACGUCUGGCGCCGCGCAAACAACUGAAGAGCAGUUUGGUCAGCUCUACGCUCUCCGGAAAUGGCUCUUCUGGGUACCAAUAUCUCUCCUGGCAGCCAAACGCAUGGAUGCCACCGUUCUGGUUGUGCUCGCCCACUUCUACGCAACGGCCCUGGCUUUGGAGCCCAUGUUCCCGGACAUUGGAUCCGUCUUCUGCGCGAAUCUCGCCCUUGGUCCGUUGGAGGAGAUCAUCCUAAUUGUCCAGGGCUACCAGAACCCCAGCUAUGAUGACCGGACACAGUCCGUCUCGUAUCUGAUCCAGUUCCCCAGUGACAUGGCUUCCUCCUACAAGACACGGCGGGAUUGGCUAAGACAGCAAGCUAUAGAAGCCUCGCCAGUGCAGCAGCCACCGUAUGGUUUGGAGACGUUGAACCUGGAUCUUCAGAAUCAGAUCGCGCAGUACAGCUACGGCCAGAGUCUAAGUCCAGCCUUCGCGCCCUCGCCGCUCAAUUUCUUCCCUACGCCAGGGAUGUCGUCCGGCCAGACGUCGCCUUACCUCGAAGUACCGCGUACAACCGUCGAACAAUACGGUGGGAGUAGCUUCGCGUCUCCGCUGGGGUCACCUGCAGCUGUACCGCCGCCAUAUUCGGUACCAGAAGAACAUGCAUUCAGUUUUGGUAUGCCCCCUAUGGGAUACCACCCCAGCGGGUUCGUGGCCACUCCUACUACAAUCUGGACGUAAAUACACGAGGCUGAACGAUCGUCCAGGGACCCGAAGUUGAAGUCACAGCCUCCCUCCACUGCUGCAACCGCGCCCGACUACGGCAAGGCCCCGGCUCCAGCUACAACAAGAUCCUUCGAGGGCCAGAACGCUCCUCAGCAGCAGCUUCCCCCGCUUCAAUACAGUCAUGCCUGAGAUCCACUUCGGGGAGGAAAAGCGAAAG
Molecule: messenger RNA, 2059 nt
Organism: Trematosphaeria pertusa
Lineage: Eukaryota; Fungi; Ascomycota; Dothideomycetes; Pleosporales; Trematosphaeriaceae
Exons: 5
Coding region: 199-1857 (552 amino acids)
Biological process (GO): regulation of transcription by RNA polymerase II
Molecular function (GO): DNA-binding transcription factor activity, RNA polymerase II-specific; zinc ion binding
Source: RefSeq, a predicted model, not a curated record